AUGCAAGACUUCCAAGAAUUGUCUGCCUCUAUCUACUGCGUUGUGGACCUCGAGAUCCUAAUAUUAACAGUGUUUCGCCAGGGGGAAGGCGAAAAAACGGGUCGCGUGCGCGGGCAGGUCCCGUUACGGACAUUCCUGGCGGCCUUAAAUGUCGACCGCAGGAGCCUGCGCGCUGGGAAGCGGGCGCCCGGCCGCAGUGAUUGUGGAAAGGGGAAGCAAUUUGAAGAUUAUGGUGACAGGAAGUUUGAAGAGAGAUUUCGUCUGUCAAAAGAAACAGUGUGGUGGUUAUUAAAUCAAAUUAAUGAUAGGUUAGAAUUUCCUACUGAUCGGAAUAACCCUGUUUCUCCGAUAAACAGAUUUUUGAUUACUUUAAGGGCAUAUGCAACAGAUGCAUUCAAUAUUCUUAUUGGGGACAACAGUAAUAUACAUCGUACAACAGCACAACGAAUCAUCAGUGAUGUAUCAGACAUCAUAGCAUCACUGUCUCCUCGCUUUAUAAAAUUUCCUACAAGUGAAGAAGUGCGCUCUGUGAUGUAUGGUUUUAGUCAAUUGGACCGAUUUCCUGGCGUUCUUGGUACCUUGGAUCGUACCCGUAUAAGAAUUCAGUCUCCUGGAGGACAUAAUGCUGAACUUUUCCGCAAUAGGAAAUCAUAUUUUUGCUUUAACUGUCAAACCAUUAGUAAUCACAAUUUGUUAAUAAGAGAUAUUGUCGCUCAAUGGCCGGGCUCUGUGCACGACAGUACCAUAUUUCUCAACUGCGCUCGCAGAGCUCAAUUUGAAAACGGAGAAAUACCACAAGGUCACUUAUUGGGAGAUAGUGGUUAUGCAUUGCUCAGAGCCUACUUGUUAACUCCACUAUUAAAUCCGCAAAAUGAAGCAGAGCAUCGAUAUAACAGGUCUCAUAUUAAGACUAGAAACACUGUUGAGAGAAAAUACGGUAUGUGGAAGAGAAGAUUUCCCAUAUUAUCUGUAGGAAUAAGAUGUAAUCCACAGGAAGCAAUGUCAAUCAUUGAGGUUAUGGCUGUCUAG
Molecule: messenger RNA, 1029 nt
Organism: Schistocerca gregaria
Lineage: Eukaryota; Metazoa; Arthropoda; Insecta; Orthoptera; Acrididae
Product: putative nuclease HARBI1
Exons: 3
Coding region: 1-1029 (342 amino acids)
Source: RefSeq, a predicted model, not a curated record